AUGGAGAAAUGGUACUUGAUGACAACUGUGGUCUUAAUUGGACUAACAGUACGAUGGACAGUAUCCCUUAAUUCUUAUUCAGGUGCUGGAAAACCCCCUAUGUUUGGUGACUAUGAAGCUCAGAGACACUGGCAAGAAAUCACUUUUAAUUUACCGAUCAAACAAUGGUAUUUUAACAGCAGUGAUAACAAUUUACUAUAUUGGGGAUUGGAUUAUCCGCCUCUUACAGCUUAUCAUAGUCUUUUAUGUGCAUAUGUGGCAAAGGUUAUAAAUCCAGACUGGAUUGCUCUCCAUACCUCACAUGGAUAUGAGAGUCAGGCACACAAGCUCUUCAUGCGUGCAACAGUAUUAAUUGCUGAUUUGCUGAUUUACAUACCUGCAGUGGUUUUAUACUGUUGCUGUUUAAAAGAAAUGUCAACUAAGAAAAAGGUUGCUAAUGCAUUAUGCAUAUUGCUGUAUCCAGGCCUUAUUCUUAUUGACUAUGGACAUUUUCAAUAUAACUCUGUGAGUCUUGGCUUCGCUCUGUGGGGUAUUCUCGGAGUAUCUUAUCACUGGGACCUGCUGGGAUCACUGGCAUUUUGUCUAGCUAUAAAUUAUAAACAGAUGGAACUUUACCACUCCUUGCCAUUCUUUUGUUUUCUCCUUGGAAAGUGUUUUAAAAAAGGUCUCAAAGGAAAAGGGCUCGUGCUGCUCAUUAAGCUGGCGUGUACUGUUGUGGCUUCCUUCGUUCUCUGCUGGCUGCCGUUUGUUACAGAAAAGGAGCAAGCCCUGCAGGUUCUCAGGAGGCUCUUCCCAGUGGAUCGUGGAUUAUUUGAGGAUAAAGUAGCCAAUAUUUGGUGUAGCCUAAGUGUCUUUCUGAAGAUCAAGAAUAUUUUGCCACAUCACACCCAGAUAAAAAUCAGUUUUUGUUUCACAUUGUUGAGCCUGCUUCCUGCAUGUAUAAAAUUAAUACUUCAGCCCUCUCCCAAAGGAUUCAGAUAUACUCUGGUUACCUGUGCACUAUCAUUCUUUUUAUUUUCUUUCCAAGUACAUGAAAAGUCCAUUCUCUUAGUAUCAUUACCUGUCUGCUUAGUUUUAAAUGAAAUUCCUUUUAUGUCUACUUGGUUUUUACUUGUGUCGACAUUUAGUAUGCUACCUCUUCUACUGAAGGAUGACCUUCUAAUGCCCACAGUUGUGACAGUGAUGGCAUUUUUUAUAGCUUGUGCAACGUGCUUUUCAAUAUUUGGAAAGACUUCAGAAGAAGAACUACAGUUGAAAUCCUUUUCCAUUUCUGUUAGGAAAUAUCUUCCAUGUUUUACAUUUCUUCCCAGAGUUAUCCAACGUUUGUUUCUUAUGUCAGUGAUCACUAUGGUCCUUCUGACAUUGAUGACUGUAACGCUGGAUCCUCCUCAGAAAUUCCCGGACUUAUUUUCUGUUUUGGUGUGUUUUGUAUCCUGCUUGAAAUUCCUGUUCUUUUUGGUUUACUUUAACAUUAUAAUCAUGUGGGAUUCCAAAAGUAGAAGAAAUCAGAAGAAAACCGACUAG
Messenger RNA from Pipistrellus nathusii (Nathusius's pipistrelle), 1524 nucleotides. NCBI's taxonomy places the organism in Eukaryota, Metazoa, Chordata, Mammalia, Chiroptera, Vespertilionidae. The record is from the annotation of a GenBank genome assembly.